Trifolium pratense (red clover) is the source of this 2351-nucleotide messenger RNA. RefSeq names its product delta(8)-fatty-acid desaturase 2-like. The coding region runs from base 740 to 2089 and encodes 449 amino acids. The transcript has a single exon. Gene Ontology annotation, biological process: lipid metabolic process. The record is from RefSeq and is a predicted model, not a curated record. Lineage: Eukaryota; Viridiplantae; Streptophyta; Magnoliopsida; Fabales; Fabaceae. Gene Ontology annotation, cellular component: membrane. Gene Ontology annotation, molecular function: oxidoreductase activity, acting on paired donors, with oxidation of a pair of donors resulting in the reduction of molecular oxygen to two molecules of water.
AAAGGAAAAAAAAUUUAAUUAAUAUAUUAACGAUGCUUUCUCUCUCCCUUCCCUCCCUCCUAAUAAAAUCAAAAUCUAAACAGCGGAGACCGCAACAACACUCUCUCUCUCUCCACAAACCCACAUGUUAAGCGGCGUCACUCACAUUACUUAACGCGUUCUCUCUAAAAAUAUCUUCCUUCAGUUUCGAUUCUAUCCAAAGCUAUAACACCCUGCAUCGCAACCCUAUUAUCACUAACCUGCAUCCACACCCCAUUUUCACCGCUAAACCCAAAUUUUGUAUUAUUUCAUUUCAACCAAUCAUAUUUCAUUUUCUCUUCCUUAUAGCCACGAAAUUGCCGCUGUUUAACACCGUGGCUUCGUUGUUAAGUCUAAAAAUCGAUACUUUUAUUUUUAUAUAUAUUUUUGUUUGCUUAUUAUAAGUCUUCCAUUCAUUCAUUCAUUCAAAAUCUAUAACCAAAAGACACAUUAUAGAGAGAGAAAAUUAAAAAUAAAAGGGUCAUUUCAUUUCAUUUCAUUAGAUCUCUGCAAAACAAAGGCAUUUUUCAAGGACCCUUUUUGGUUGUUAGUCUUUCAUAACAACCAUUAAAGGGAUUUCCUUGUUUUCAUAAAUUUGUUUACAUUGUUGCAGGAUCUGAUUUUGAUUACAGAUUCAGAUACCCUUUUGUGAGUUUUGUAUUUUUCUCAUCUUAUUUUCAUUUGGGUUUUCGUUUUUUUUUUUGUCGGUGUUGGCAUUACCAUGGAGGUUGAUAAGAAGAAAUACAUAACAUCUGAUGAACUGAAAAAGCAUGACAAAAAAGGGGAUCUAUGGAUCUCAAUUCAGGGUAAGGUUUAUAAUGUUUCAGAUUGGGGUAAAGAUCAUCCUGGUGGAGAAGUUGUUUUGUUGAAUCUUGCUGGUCAGGAUGUAACUGAUGCAUUCAUUGCAUAUCAUCCUGGUACAGCAUGGAAACAUCUUGAUCAGUUUUUCACUGGCUAUUAUCUUGAAGAUUUUAAGGUAUCUGAGGUUUCUAAAGAUUAUAGGAGACUUGUUUCUGAGUUUGUCAAAAUGGGUUUGUUUGAAAAGAAAGAACAUGUUGCUUUAUUCACAUUAACAUCUGUUGCUAUUAUGUUUUCUCUUGUUGUUUAUGGUGUUGUUGGUUGCACAAGUAUUUGGGCUCAUUUAGCUUCUGGUAUGUUGUUGGGUUUGCUUUGGAUGCAAAGUACUUAUGUUGGUCAUGAUUCUGGUCACUACGAGGUUAUGUCCAGUCCAGGUUAUAACAAAUUAGCACAAAUCAUUUGUGGUAAUUGUUUAACUGGUAUAAGCAUUGCUUGGUGGAAAUGGACUCAUAAUGCUCAUCAUAUUGCCUGUAAUAGUCUUGAUUAUGAUCCUGAUUUGCAGCAUAUACCUGUUUUCGCUGUCUCAUCGCGAUUAUUUGGUUCAAUCAAAUCUUAUUUCUAUGAUAGACAGUUAAAGUUUGAUGCUUUGUCAAGGUUUCUUAUCAGUUAUCAGCAUAUUACUUUUUACCCUGUCUUGUGUUUUGCAAGGCUUAACUUGUACCUUCAAACAUUUUUGCUCUUGUUCUCGACAAGGCGAAAUGUUCCCGACAGACUUUACAACAUCAUGGGAAUCCUUGUGUUUUGGACUUGGUUCCCUCUUUUAUUGUCAUGCCUCCCAAGUUGGUCAGAAAGGCUCAUGUAUGUUCUUGCUUGCUUUGUUGUUUGUUCCAUCCAACAUCUUCAAUUCUGUUUGAACCAUUUCGCUGCAAACGUGUAUGUCGGUCCCCCGAGUGGAAAUGAUUGGUUUGAGAAACAAACAGCUGGAACAUUGGAUAUCUCUUGUUCAAAAUGGAUGGAUUGGUUCUUUGGUGGGUUGCAAUUUCAGCUUGAACAUCAUUUGUUUCCAAGGCUUCCAAGGGCUCAAUUGAGGAAAGUUUCACCAUUGGUGAUUGAUCUUUGCAAGAAGCAUAAUUUGCCUUAUAGAAGUUUGACAUUUGUUGAAGCAAAUCUUUGGACUCUUAAGACUCUUAGGACUGCUGCUUUGCAAGCUAGGGAAAUCACCAACUCUUCUCCACAGAACUUGUUAUGGGAAGCUUUUAAUACUCAUGGUUGAGCUUCAGAUGAUAGCAUAUGGAUUUUGAGUAAUGAAGAGAAGAUUAUGUUAUGAUCAAGUUUUUUUCUUUUUAUUAUUAUCAAACAUCAUGUUAUUGUCAGGAUGUUAAAGUAUGUUUUGAAUUCAAUUUCUCUCUUUUUUUAUUAGGUGUUGUGUUGUAAUAAUUGAUGAUGUUAUGAUCACUGUUUAUGUGUUCUACCAUCUGAACAGAAAAAUAUUCAGGUUAUAUUUGCAUAUUCUUAUUAUACCUCUUUUCUUUUUA